Messenger RNA from Copidosoma floridanum, 3681 nucleotides. RefSeq lists its product as uncharacterized. Gene Ontology annotation, cellular component: extracellular region. The record is from RefSeq and is a predicted model, not a curated record. Gene Ontology annotation, molecular function: protein binding. NCBI's taxonomy places the organism in Eukaryota, Metazoa, Arthropoda, Insecta, Hymenoptera, Encyrtidae.
AUGUCAAGUAAGCAGCCGACCUUGAGUACGUUGACUUUGUCGUCGGACAGGAAAAAAAAAAAAAAAGAAAACGCAAGUCAUUUACCAAGGGCUUUCGCGCGCGUUUCGUUCCGCAGGAUAAUCCCUUUCGUAGCAGCGGAUGCCCUGGUUAAGGACAAGAGCGACGACGAGGUACCAGCUGCCGUGACCGGGUAUCCGGCGAGCGCGGCUGCGGUCCCACCACCGGACUUGGGCCCAAAGGACGCGAAUUUUUACGACAUUGUCACCCAAGAGAACCGAUUCAGCCCGCCCGAGAAAACGGAAGGUGGUUUCGUGCCCCGGGAGCCACCGUACUUUGACCCACUUUUCCACGCUUCGAGUCUAAAUUUGGAGAUCGGCACCGGCGUCACCGUCGCCCCGGAAACCCACGCGGCUCCAAACUCGCACAGGAAAAAUGACGGGUGCCGGUACGAGGGAAAGCGCUACCAAGAGGGCGACCCGGUGAGCACCGCGGAGCCGUGCCUGCAGUGCCGCUGCCUCGAGGGUUCGCUGCGCUGUCGAUUGCGAGUCUGUCCGCGACUGCCGCAGCCCGAGCCCGUGGGCUGCCGGCUCAGGCCGCCCAGUGACAACGCCUGCUGUCCCGAGCUCAUCUGCGGCCCCGAGGAGGCCUCUCUCUCUACUCCCGAUCCCGCAGUAGCGCACCGCAAGACGGAAGAAGGUAAUUUUCAUUCGAUACGAUUUUUACAGCGAGGAUGCCUGCACGAGGGCGUCCGGUACGGGCCGGGCUCGGCCAUGAUGGGCUCGCGGCGCUGCGAGUACUGCUACUGCAUUUCCGGCGCCCGAAGAUGCAUCCGGCCCAAGUGCCUCCUCCCCCUGCCCGGAUGCGCCCCCCUGUACGCGCCCCACUCCUGCUGUCCCGUGGCUUACAACUGCACUCGCCAGGUCGACUUCUCGACUACCCUGGCGGCCAUCUCGGGAAACGGCUGCCGUACGAGUCAUCGGACUUACCAGGAGGGCGAGAUGGUGCGCGACAUAGCGCGAAAGGCCACCUGUGACAAUUGUUUCUGUGCCAUGGGGGCCAUACGCUGCGUACCACUGUCGUGCGCUCCACCCCUGCAGGGAUGCAAGCCGAUCGUGCGAGAAGGCCAGUGCUGCCCGUCCACCUACAACUGCAGUGGCACCAUUGAAGUGAAGGCGACGCAGAAUUACGCCUCGUACGCGUUCAUAAGCAAGGAUUACGCCAAGUUUCGCAAGGAAACGAAAUUUUACCCUGCGAUUCACGACUCGGCGCUACUCGUGCAGACGAGCGUCGAGGGCCGGGGUCACCGGGUCGUAAACGAGGCCCUCGAGUCCAGUGGAGUCACGGCGCCGGAAACCAUCACGGACAACCUCGCCGUGGCAACCAAAUCGACGCAACCGGUAGCUUCGCCAACUCCGGGACAGCUCGCGGAAACGGAAACUAUGGACAACGAAAUACCCACCGAAACCGCCGCUCCCGAUUACCCAGCCAGGCCCACCAGUCGCGCCGAUCAGCCCACUGCCGUCACCUCGGAGUACUCGACGAUGGCAGCGGACACGCCGAGCUACGAUCAAUCAGCGGUAACGACGCGCGACCCGAUAGCCGCAACCACCCAAGCCGGUGACGAGGAAGAUGAUAACGGUGGGGCGUCGACUACGUACUCGGAUGUCGAGGAUAUUUGGCCGACGAGCACUGCGUCGGAGUGGACGACCACGACGACGAUAAGCGAGGCUCCUGCCACCAGCGCCGCUGAUGAGACGUCAUCGGUGACGGUGGAUGAAGGCGCGACCGCAACCACUACUGGAAGCCUCCUCGUCGUCAGCGGCAGCGCCCCCAUAACGGAAGUGCCGCCCUCCGAGUCUACCCCCGUUAUCGCUGAAUCGAGCGAUGACACCGUUGAUACCAAUACUACUACUACUACUACUACUACCACUGUUACUAGUCACAAUGACAGAGUUCGUCUCGAGAGCCCGAUAAAGUCAACGACUAUCACGGAUCUCGCGGCAAAAACGACGACAACGACGAGGAGCACUAGCUCGUCAUCACCCACAUCAUCAUCGAAGUCGAGUGCAUCAAGCAAGCCGGCGUUGAUGACAAACACUCCCCCGACGACGAUGGCCUCCACAGGCGUAACACCAACAUCAACGAGCGGACAAGUAGGAAAAGAAGUAGAAGAACCCGCGAGGAAUCAGACGGGAGGUAGCGCCGACUCGUCGCCCGGGAAGGAAAAAGGGGAGACGGGUCCGUCGACCUCGGUGCUCGUGCCCGACGACAUGCUCGUGAUGAACGUCACCGUCAGGACUAACGUGGCCGUGGGACACUUGCACGGCGUCGACAUCCAUCCCAUGGGCAAGCCCGUCGCCCCCGACAUCGCUGCCAUACUCAACAUCACGAACCGGGCCAAGGGCGAGGACUACGACUACGACUACGGCAGUCCCACGCUGCCGCCCUCUUUGCCCAACGUCAGGAUAAUCCCUUUCGUAGCAGCGGAUGCCCUGGUUAAGGACAAGAGCGACGACGAGGUACCAGCUGCCGUGACCGGGUAUCCGGCGAGCGCGGCUGCGGUCCCACCACCGGACUUGGGCCCAAAGGACGCGAAUUUUUACGACAUUGUCACCCAAGAGAACCGAUUCAGCCCGCCCGAGAAAACGGAAGGUGGUUUCGUGCCCCGGGAGCCACCGUACUUUGACCCACUUUUCCACGCUUCGAGUCUAAAUUUGGAGAUCGGCACCGGCGUCACCGUCGCCCCGGAAACCCACGCGGCUCCAAACUCGCACAGGAAAAAUGACGGUAAAUCCUCCCACUGUCUUUACGAGGAGCACGAGUACGGCCACGGCCAAAUCCUGCCGAGCAGAGCCGUUUGCGCGACCUGCAUCUGCUACUACGGGGAAAUCGUGUGCUCGAGCCAAAAGUGCCCCCAAUUGAAGAUCGGCUGUCGGCUGGUCAACAACCCGAACGACGACUGUUGCAGCAAAAUCAUCUGUGCCGACGACGACGUGGAGUCGCCCACAGUCGUGCUGGACCGCGUGGACGCGACGGCCGCGCACAGGCACGAGCCGACCGUCUCGGCUGACCCCUUCCGGGACGUGAUAAAGACGGAGCCGGCGCCCGACCUGCCCUCCCUCAUCGGCGACAUGAUGAUGCCCUACCUCGCGGACCACACCAGCCCGACCAGCUACGCGGUAGCUCCCCCAUCGGUCGGCGACAACGACACUCCCGCCAUCAUCACGGCAACUUCCACAGCUGAUCGGAACCUCAUCAGCCCGUACGAGCAGCCCAGCGGGGGUGAAAGUACGGGUGGAUGGGGGGAGAAGGUCGGUGAAAGCGACUCGUCGUUGUUCUCGCUGGACGGCGUCUUGGAUCUGUUUUUCGGCGAGCCGGUAAUCAACGAGACGACUACGAAAAGUUCGACGACUGCAAAGACGAGGACGAGGAGCACGGCGCCGAAAACGACGAUUGUACCCUCGUCGUCCUUCGCAACGGCGCUCGAACCGACCACGACGACGGAGGCGAGGGUCGAGGACGACAGAGACCCCGGAGGGGGUUUGCUGAAAGUGUCGGGCUGCAACAUAUACGGGCGUAUGUACGGCCUCGGGCAGGUCAUCACGGAACUGUCGGCUCCGUGCCUCGAGUGCAGAUGCACCGACCUCGGGGUGCAGUGCAAAAGCCCGACCGACUGCUGA